AUGUCUUCUCCGAUACACCCGGCUGUCACCAUCAAUAAUAUCAAGAACUCUAUUCCCUUGAUACUUGAUAGCCAAACCGAGCACUACAAUACUUGGGCCGAACUUUUCGUCCUCCACUGCAAGGCAUAUGAUGUCUUCGAUCACCUCCAACCCCGUGAAUCUACCACCUCUUCCUCCACCUCCAAAGACUCCUCCGACAAAGAUAAGAAUAAAACACCGGCGGCCAAACAAACCUAUCUUGAAUCAUGGGAACGUAUUGAUUCCAUUGUUCUACAAUGGAUCUACGGUACCAUAUCUCAAGACCUCAUGCACACCAUUAUGAUCACUAAUACCACCGCGUAUGACGCGUGGUGCCGCCUCAAAAACCUGUUUCUUGACAAUCAAGCCGCCCGUACCAUCACCAUUCAAAACAAAUUCUUCAAUACACGCCUUGACCAGUUUCCCAAUAUGACCGAAUAUUGUCAAAACAUGAAGCUUCUACAUGACCAACUCAUUAGUCUUGGUUCCACUAUAUCCGAAAACCAACUGGUUCUGCAUAUUCUCACCGGCCUGACCGAUCAAUAUGAGAACAUCUCUCUCAUACUUCAGCAAACCCAACCCCUCCCAGAUUUCUACAACACCAGAUCGCGCCUCUGUCAAGUCGAAGAACGGAAGAUUGCUCAAGCCAAAGUAUCCGCUCAAACGGCCGGUACCGCACUUCACACCACCACCGAAUCCACCAGCCGCCAACCCCCUGAAAACCAAGCCUAUCAUCGGUCCGACAAUACUGCCCCCACCGAUCAGGGAUGCGGCCGUGGCCGGGGCCGAGGUCGUGGUCACGGUCCUUCCUCUUCGAGUCGGGGUUGA
Helianthus annuus (common sunflower) is the source of this 846-nucleotide messenger RNA. RefSeq lists its product as uncharacterized. Bases 1 to 846 code for a protein of 281 amino acids. The transcript has a single exon. The record is from RefSeq and is a predicted model, not a curated record. NCBI's taxonomy places the organism in Eukaryota, Viridiplantae, Streptophyta, Magnoliopsida, Asterales, Asteraceae.